Molecule: messenger RNA, 1640 nt
Organism: Diospyros lotus (date-plum)
Lineage: Eukaryota; Viridiplantae; Streptophyta; Magnoliopsida; Ericales; Ebenaceae
Product: AT-hook motif nuclear-localized protein 17
Exons: 2
Coding region: 430-1284 (284 amino acids)
Cellular component (GO): nucleus
Molecular function (GO): DNA-binding transcription factor activity; minor groove of adenine-thymine-rich DNA binding
Source: RefSeq, a predicted model, not a curated record
AGAAGAGAAGAGAGAGAGAGAGACAUCCCCCAUAACCCAAAAAAAUGAAUAUCAAAGGGUCACUGUCAUUUGUCAAUCCACUAGCUUCUUCUUAGAACCCUACAGACUACACCCCCCCCCCUCUCUCUCUCUCUCCUUGAACCCUACAGACUAGACCCCUCUCUCUCUCUCUCUCUCUCUCUAAUUUGCUUCAAAAACUUAGACAAAAGCAAGGCGGUGAAAGGGUUGAGCUCACCAAAUCUACUGUUUUCACACCCCUUUCCUUUUCUCUCCCUCUCUCUCUCUCUCUCCCUCUCUCUCUCUAAGAAGCUUUACUUGGUUUCAAAGGCCAACCAUUUGGCCAUUUCUCUCUCUCUCUCUCUCUCUCUCCUGUACGCCCAAAUCACAUAUAAAAAUAGCUGAGGAAAAAAUAAUAGAAAAGAAGAAGAGAUGAAAGGGGAAUAUGUAGAAGAAAAGGAUCAUCAAUCCAACAUGUUCGCGAAGCUUCACGAACCCCACAAAUUCGAGCAGCAGCAACCUCCGCCGCCGCAGCUCCAUCCCCACCACUUCCAGCUCAUCCACCCCUCCGACGACGAUAACGGCGGGGGUGCUACCACCUCCAAGAAAGACCCUCCCACCAGCGAUGGCGCCAGCAUCGAGGUCGUCCGUCGCCCGCGCGGCCGCCCCCCGGGCUCCAAGAACAAGCCCAAGCCCCCCAUUAUCAUCACCCGCGACACCGAGCCGUCGAUGAGCCCCUAUGUCCUCGAGCUCCCCGGCGGCGUCGACGUGGUCGAGGCCAUCACGCGAUUCUCCCGGAAAAGGAACAUGGGUCUCUGCGUUCUCACUGGCUCCGGCACCGUCGCCAACGUCACGCUCAAGCAGCCCACCACGACGCCCGGCGCCACCGUCACAUUCCACGGCCGCUUCGACAUUCUCUCCCUCUCGGCCACCAUUUUCCCGACCGCGAUGACGCCGCCGGUGUCGAGCGGGUUCACGAUCUCGCUGGCCGGGCCGCAGGGCCAGGUCGUUGGCGGCGCGGUGGCUGGCGGGCUCCUUGCUGCCGGGACGGUGUACGUGGUAGCGACGUCGUUCAACAACCCGUCUUAUCACCGGCUGCCGCUGGAAGAGGAGGUGCGGAACUCGGGAUCGGAGGGGCAGUCUCCCCAGACGGUGUCCGGUGGCGGAGAGGGGAGGCAGCCGCCGCCGACGGCGGACUCGUGCGGAAUGUCAAUGUACAGCUGCCACCUCCCUAAUUCGGACGUGAUUUGGGCUCCCACUCCUCGACAACCACCUCCACACUACUAAUCACUCACCGAUCAGUUUGGUUCUUCUUCUAGUUAAGGCGUGCCACUAGAAGAACUUGCUCUCUCUCCAAGCAUUGGAAUAAAUGAAAUUUGGGGGCAUUGAUUAAUGCUUGAGAUGACACGGUUGUGACAGAUCCGGUUUCUGCUUCAUGAUCUUCUUCUUCUUCUUCUUCUUCUUCUUCUUCUAUUUGGGUCUCUUCGUUGAUGUCCAAAAUUUGAAAGAGAGGUUAGUUUUCUUAAGUUCAAAGGCACCCCUCCUUGCCCACUGAAUUAUGCCCUAGAAAUGUAAUAAUAUGCUGUAGUGUAGAUCCACAUGUCCAUGGGACAAUCAUUUUGGUUUCUGAUGAAGUUAUAUUU